Messenger RNA from Centropristis striata (black sea bass), 1371 nucleotides. RefSeq names its product osteoclast stimulatory transmembrane protein (gene ocstamp). The coding region runs from base 1 to 1371 and encodes 456 amino acids. Gene Ontology annotation, cellular component: membrane. The transcript is spliced from 3 exons. NCBI's taxonomy places the organism in Eukaryota, Metazoa, Chordata, Actinopteri, Perciformes, Serranidae. The record is from RefSeq and is a predicted model, not a curated record.
AUGAAGCUCAUCACAGAGAGUAUUAUUAUGCCUGUCAGGAGCAGAACAGGGUCUUGCAAACAGGCUUUAAAGUCCGUCUUGCUUUAUCUCUGGGAUGUUUACUCUGCACCUACACCUGCCGGCAGAGACGUCCUGACUCUACUGUCUCUCUGUUUCACGCUCGCUGUAAUCACUGGCGGCCUGCUUCAUCACUGGCUGUCAAAGACUCUGAAGUACGACCAUGACGCGUCCAUCCAGACCGCCUGCAUCUACAGUGUGGCCAUGUUUCUGGUGUCGUUUCUGUGCCACCCUCUGCGCUGCGUGCUGACCAUGAUUCUUCCAACCGUCUGCACCAAACAGGGCCGCAAACUCCUCAUCACAGCCUCUGUCAUGAUUCUGGUUUUGAACAUCAUCCCUAAUAUUUCAGUGAACGUCGGUGCGGUGGCUCGCAUCCUGAAAUGCACCGCCGAGGGUUUCACAAAGACUUUAUUAAACUCAUCUGAACCUUUGAACAAAGCAAAGACAGACCUUGUUGAGGAAACCAUCAGAGUGAGGCGGGAGGACUUGAGCAUUGUCACUAACUUGAGGAAGUUGGAUCAUUUCACACAUGUUGAUGUGUCAGAAGUCAAAGGCAGGUUUACUAAGAUGAUUGGGCAGAUAGAGGUCAACUUCUCUCACGCCAGGAACCUGCUGAAAGAAUACAAACUGCUGUCAAACCGGAUCUUCGCUGCCAUUUUUGUUGCUUUAUUAAUCUUUGAAUCUGCACGCUAUUUAAAAUCUUAUCUGGCAUCAGUUCAGUUUGAUAAUAAUGGUUACAUCUCCAAAGAGCUCCUGCAAAAAGCUGCUAAAAGCAAAUCUUGCCGCACAAGCUGCAAAAUAACAAGUCAGGAGUGUACCUCCUGUUUCUUUUCCCUGGUUGUGGUAACGUUAUAUUUCAUUGUUAUAGGUUUAAUAGUAGCUUUGGAUCAUGUUGUGUAUCAUAUAGUUCAGGCGAUUAUGCCGUGGAUACUGGAUUUUCCACCCACAUCUGCCAGCAUAAAUAUCAAUUACAAGGUUCUGUGGUUCCCCCCUGCUUUUUGUAUCAUCCCACAAUCCUGCAUCACGCGGGAGCUCACAAACUUCCACAGGGAGUACAAGUGGACUUUCGAUCCCGAGCCAACGAUGUGUGAUGUGACGACUUCGGCUCCGAACCUGGGAGUCACACUCCUUCUGGGAUGUCUCUGGCUGAUGAGCUACUCUCUGGUGUUCUUCGAGGUUUACGCUAGACGACUGCGCAGGAAAAUCUCUGCAUCCUUUUUCAGAGAGCAGGAGAAGGAGAGGGUGGCUUACUUGAUGAAGAAAGUACAAGUGAAGCAGAAUAAAAGAGAGCAGAAAGAGACUAUUUAUGUUUAG